Molecule: messenger RNA, 1048 nt
Organism: Candoia aspera
Lineage: Eukaryota; Metazoa; Chordata; Lepidosauria; Squamata; Candoiidae
Product: homeobox protein otx5
Exons: 3
Coding region: 105-980 (291 amino acids)
Biological process (GO): multicellular organism development; regulation of transcription by RNA polymerase II
Cellular component (GO): nucleus
Molecular function (GO): DNA-binding transcription factor activity, RNA polymerase II-specific; RNA polymerase II cis-regulatory region sequence-specific DNA binding
Source: RefSeq, a predicted model, not a curated record
CCCAGAAGGUUGUCUUCUCAACGCUCACUGAAGCUGAAGACCAGAAGGAGCAUCACCUUGACUCCCAGCCAAAGGAAAGAGUUGGAGACACCACUGUUCUGAGCAUGAUGUCUUAUAUAAAGCAACCACAUUAUGCAGUCAAUGGAUUAACUUUGGCCGGACCGGGUAUGGACUUACUGCACUCAGCCGUUGGAUACCCCACCACUCCACGGAAACAGAGGCGUGAGCGUACGACGUUCACGCGAGCCCAGCUAGACAUCUUAGAGGCACUUUUUGCCAAGACCCGCUAUCCGGACAUCUUCAUGCGCGAAGAGGUUGCCCUGAAGAUCAACCUGCCUGAAUCCAGAGUCCAGGUGUGGUUCAAGAACCGCCGGGCCAAAUGUCGCCAACAGCAACAGCAGAGCAGUGGGCAGGCCAAAGCCCGCCCCGCCAAGAAGAAAAGCUCUCCUGCCCCAGAGACCAGUUCAGAAACCAGCGCCAAUGGGCAGUACAGCCCCCUGCCAACUGGCACGCCAGUUGCACCCAGCUCAAGUGCCAGCGCCACUGUCUCCAUCUGGAGCCCGGCUUCCAUCUCGCCGCUCCCAGACCCACUGGCCUCUUCCACCACCCCCUGUAUGCAGCGACCGGCGGCAGCCUUCCCCAUGACUUACACCCAGGCACCGGGUUAUACUCAGACGUACGCUGGGUCCACUUCCUACUUCAGUAGCCUGGACUGCAGCUCCUACCUGUCCCCCAUGCACCCCCAGCUGUCAGCCCCAGGAGCAGCGCUGAGCCCUCUUGCCACCCCGACCAUGGGCAGCCACUUGAGCCAGUCCCCAGCCACCCUCUCCAGCCAGGGGUACAGCAGUGCAGGCAUGGGCUUCAGCUCAGUGGAUUGUCUGGACUACAAAGACCCCACAGCCUCGUGGAAACUCAACUUCAAUGCUGCUGAUUGCUUGGAUUACAAAGAUCAGAGCUCUUGGAAGUUCCAGGUCUUGUGAAAGGUGGGCAACGGCACCUCCCUAGCAGGAAGCUCUCGUUCCCCUUUGCAUCGUAUUCGGGGACAACC